This is a messenger RNA of Papaver somniferum (opium poppy), 1116 nucleotides long. RefSeq lists its product as uncharacterized. The transcript has a single exon. The coding region runs from base 1 to 1116 and encodes 371 amino acids. NCBI's taxonomy places the organism in Eukaryota, Viridiplantae, Streptophyta, Magnoliopsida, Ranunculales, Papaveraceae. The record is from RefSeq and is a predicted model, not a curated record.
AUGCAUGAUCAUAGAGCAGAAAACUUAUUUCAAGAAAUCCUCAAUUUUGUGUCCAUUAGAGCUUUGAACAUCGUAUAUGAUGAGAUACCUAAAAAUGGUGACAUGGAGUCGAUGGAUGUUAAUAUGAUAUGCAAUUGUUUGGCUCGUACAGUUAAUGGUCUUCCAUGUGCAUGCGAAUUAAGCGCGUUGAAGAAAGAAGGCAAGGUCAUACCGCUUAAUAUUAUUGAUCCUUUUUGGAGGCAGUUGAGUAGUUCACCCCCGUCUUCAAUCCAGAUUACGCUACCAUUUGAAGAGACACCAGAGUUCUUUGCAAUUCGGAAUAGGUGGGAACGAGUGACAGAAAAUAAACAAGUAAGAAUACUAGCCCAGCUGCAACCAAUUGCAUUUCCAGGCAUUAUCACCCUCUUAGAUCCAGACGUAUCGGAAAUAUACAUGGGCCGUAAGUCCAAGAAGCAACUAAUUAAAGAUAGAUCCACUGUACGGGAGCCAUCUUUCUAUGAGCAUAUCGACAAAACUGUUAAUAUUUUGGCGAAAUUGGGAGAAAAAAGGAACCGAGAAAUGCUAGCAGCACAAAAGAAAGAUAUUAUCUUAGUUAAUCCAAGGUACUUGACUCAUCUGCCUUUGAUAAUGCGAAAAUUCAUCGCUGCUACACAAGAGAUGUCAAAAGAUGGAAACAGCGGUUAUCAUGUGUUGUUGAAGCAGUUGGCUAUCAAAGUAAAGCAUCACAACCCUUGUAGGUAUCUGCGAGAAGUAAUGAUAGGUAAUAUAGAAUGCCACCGGACCAUGUAUGAGGAAAUGUGGGGUGUCGAUUUGUUAAAACAGUUGAAAGACGGCAUACAUGGAAAUGAGUGGAUGAAAAUGCCAGAGAGUGGUUUUAUUAUUGCUGAGGCUUUCACCACAACGGUUGUAUAUCUGAGUGAAGAACAAAGCAUAACUUUUGUUCCUAUUACCAAGGAUGCUAACCCGAAGAUAAGAAAAAAUAUGGUGGUUAUCGGCUUCGUCAACAGCAAUCACUACAUCGGAUUGAAAUUGAAACGUAGUUCUCCAUUGCCUUCACUUCCAAGAUUUUCUUAUUGGGAGAAACAAAAGAAUAAGAACAAUUUCUCCAAUAACUGA